CGAGGGACUGUUCGCCGCAGGUCUGUAAGCGAUACUGAAGACUCUGCCCAACGCCCUUCUCAACGCCAUCGCACGUCGGACACUGUUCCUCACACGUCCACCCCCUUCCCUUCAUCCUUCACCACGACCCGUACAACCGAGGCCGCCUCACGCACCAUGGGGCCCCCUGUGUCAUCGAACGGCACAAGCAAUGGUGUCUCUGAUGGCUCUCCCUCUGCCCUCGCAGUCAACGGUGGUCCCUACAACCUCACUCCGUCAAUCAUUGAGCAAGUCCAGUCAUACCGCCCCAGUGGCAAUCUGGCCUACGCCGAUGACAAGGAUUGGUCCGCCACUCAAGAUGCCGACUUCAUGAGGGCGGACAGUUCGGUGGCAAAUAUCGUUGAUUCGUCACGGGCUCGGGCCCUGCAGCGCAGUCAACCACUCGGGCGCCGCAUGCCAAUCGACCGUGAGGAGCUUGUCCGACUCAUGCUCCAAGGCCUUCAUGACAUGGGAUACCAUCAAGCAGGAGAGGUUCUCGCCAAAGAAUCAGGCUACACGCUCGCAACCCGCGCGGCGCGUGACUUUGAGGCCGCCAUUUUGGGAGGGCGAUGGGCUGAAGCCACCGCCCUCCUUCCAGCUGUGGGCAUCGCCCCCGCCCCGGAGACCUCCGUCAACACAUCUGAACCUGAGUCAUCGCGCAACAGCAUCUCUUCGAGCAAGACGAAGGCCACAACUCACGAGCACCCCAUUGAUCGCGCAAAGUACCUCAUCGCGCGGCAGAAGUACCUCGAGUUCCUUGAAGCCGGGCAUCAGAAGAAAGCGCUUUACGUGCUGAGAAAUGAACUCGCGGCGUGUGCCGCUGACUCCUCCUCACUGCACGAUCUCUCUGGGUAUAUGAUGUGUUCAGUAAACGAUGACCUCUACGAACGAGCCAAGUGGGAUGGUGCAGCUGGCAUUUCGCGUCGACAGCUGCUCGAACGUCUCCAGGAAGACAUUUCACCCAAGAUCAUGGUACCACAGCGGCGCUUGGCCACUCUGCUCGAUCAAGCUCGACAGCACCAGCAGUUAACCUGCCUCUUCCACGACGACAACGAGCCCAUAUCUCUAUACACCGACCACGUUUGCAGCAGCGGCUCGUUCCCAUCGGUGACAACACAUGUCCUCAUGGACCACAAAGACGAAGUCUGGAGGAUCGAGUGGAGCCCGGACGGCUACAUGCUAGCGUCGGCAAGCAAGGAUAAGACGGUCGUCAUCUGGCAGCUCAAACCGCCCUCGGCGGAAAACGGUCAGCAGUAUUCAAUCAGCUUUUUACACCACCUCAAGGGCCAUCGCGGGGCUGUUGACGCGAUGGCUUGGUCACCCGACAGCCAGACCCUUGUGACUGCCUCGGACGAGCAGAUCUUCAUCUGGGACGUUAAGCAGGGUCGGCGGUCGGACGUGACACUCGAGGACACUCCCCACAAGGACGAAAUUAGCGCAGUGCAGUGGCUUCCAGACGGGUCGCAGUUCGUCGUAUGUUCUCUGGACCCCAGGGUCGUGUUCUAUGACCGCUCAGGAACCAUCACCCGCAAUUGGAGCCUGGGAAACAUGCAAUUACGCGACUUUGCCAUCACGCCCGACUGCUCUCGCAUCGUUGCGGCCACGACCUGGCUCCGCCGCGUUCCUGUUCAGAAUCAAUUAACGCAGUCUAGCUCGCAGCGUCCAGAGGUGGACGUCACGCGUGCACGCCGCAAUGACGACUCAUUUGAGUAUGGCAACAUGGACCGCGGCGUUGUGGUCAUCCGAAUCGAUAACCAUGAGGUCAUCGACUUCACCUCUGACACGAAGCAGGUCGAUGUCACGAGUGUCAAGCUUUCGCAUGAUGGCAAGAGCGUACUCGUCAGCUGCAUGCCCGACGAGUUACAGCUGUACUCUCUAGAGGGAAGACUGCAGCUCACUCGCACGUUCGUUGGGCAUGUCCAUGCACGGUUCCAGAUGAAGAGCUGCUUCGGUGCGCCCAGAGACCGCUUCGUGCUCAGCGGAAGUGAGGAUGGUUACGUGUAUGUGUGGCAGAAUAAUAAUACGACCCCCAUUGAGGUCCUCUCAGGCCACACCGCGUCCGUCAACGCCGUUGCGUGGAACCCGAUCCUCAGCCGCAAGCUCUUCGCGUCAUGUAGUGACGACGGUACCAUCCGCAUUUGGCAGCCGCCUCUGCCCGAGGGUGGGGCAACGGCCCCUUCAGAUGGGGAUGUUGGUAUGGAGCUGUAGGCUGGCAGAGCGCACGUCAU
Messenger RNA from Cutaneotrichosporon oleaginosum, 2246 nucleotides. RefSeq lists its product as uncharacterized. Lineage: Eukaryota; Fungi; Basidiomycota; Tremellomycetes; Trichosporonales; Trichosporonaceae. Gene Ontology annotation, cellular component: GID complex. Gene Ontology annotation, molecular function: protein binding. Gene Ontology annotation, biological process: proteasome-mediated ubiquitin-dependent protein catabolic process. The record is from RefSeq and is a predicted model, not a curated record.